UUGGAGAAGAAUAACCUGAACAUGCCUUAGAUGUUGCUUAUCUGUUACUAAAACAGCAGCUCAGUGCUUCUGCUGUAUGGGAUUUUUGGUUUUGGCCAUUGACAAGUGUAUUAAACUCCCUUAAAUCAAAUUAUGGCUUUUCUACAAGGAAAGUCUGUGGUGGUUGUGUCCUUCAAGACUGGAGUAGUUUCUUCCUCACUUUUUUUCCUGGUUCAGACUAAAAUUUUUUUGAUUUUUUGGGUCGAAGUUUGCAUUUUCUGUAGCUAGUGGUUUGAUUUUUUUUUUUCUUUUUUCUUUCCCCCCAUAGGGCAACAUAAUAACUUUCCUGUUUCUUGAUUUCUGAGUUGGAUUCAAUUUGACAGGCCUGGCAGUAUUUCUUACUUUUACUGGGUCCUUAGUGGUGAAAUAAGCUUGGUGGGACAUCAGCCCUGUUGCUCUGUGAGUGUAGAAGGAUCGAUAAUAAUGUCUCCUGACACUAAUGAAAUUCUAAAUGAAUUUUAUUUUGUUUAAACUAACAGUGGUGCCUAUACCAGAUGUGCACUUGGCAUAAUCUGGCCAUGGUGCUCUUAACUGGGGAAAGACGUGGCAUUAACUUAAUAAUGGGGCAUUUACCCACUCUUUAACCCCUGUGCUUGUUAAUAAUGUAGUGAGUUGUUAAUGCAGGGGUUGUUCAGCAGCACUGGCUGAGGACAGAAUGCUGGCUGGUGCUGUAGCAAUGUCCCUGCUGUGUUCCCAGGUCCCUGGAGUGUCCCAAAGGCCAGGCAUGGAGAAGUGGAGCCUGAUGACAAUCACGGUGCUGCUGGCACUCACCGUGCGCUGGGCUGUGUCCCUGGGCUCCUACUCAGGGGCAGGAAAACCACCCAUGUAUGGAGACUACGAGGCUCAGAGGCACUGGCAAGAAAUCACCUACAACUUACCCAUCAGGCAGUGGUACUUCAAUACCAGUGACAACAACCUGCUGUACUGGGGCCUCGAUUACCCACCUCUCACUGCCUAUCACAGUUUUUUGUGUGCUUACAUUGCAAAGUUAAUAAAUCCUGAUUGGGUUGCUCUGCACACAUCUCGGGGCUAUGAGAGUCAGCCCCAUAAGUUAUUUAUGCGUACAACAGUGUUUGUUGCUGAUUUGCUGGUUUAUAUCCCUGCAGUUAUUUUAUAUUGUUUUUCCUUGAAAGAAACAUCUGCUAAAAAAAAGGUUUCCAGUGCUCUCUGCAUCCUGCUUUACCCAGGCCUCAUUCUUAUUGACCAUGGGCACUUCCAAUACAACUCAGUGAGCCUUGGCUUGGCCUUGUGGGCUGUCCUUUGUUUGUCCCAUGACUGGGACCUCCUGGGCUCUGUGGCAUUUUGCUUGGCCUUAAAUUACAAGCAAAUGGAGCUCUACCAUUCCCUGCCCUUUUUUUGCUAUUUACUUGGAAAGUGCUUCAAGAAGGGACUGAAAGGAAAGGGGCUGGUGCUCUUGGCUAAACUGGCAGGGACAGUGCUGGUGUCCUUCGCUGCCUGCUGGCUCCCGUUCGGCACAGACGUGGAACAAAUCAUGCAAGUACUCAGAAGACUCUUUCCCAUUGACAGAGGCUUGUUUGAGGAUAAAGUAGCCAAUAUUUGGUGCAGUCUAAGUGUCCUUAUAAAGAUAAAGAAUGUAAUAUCCCCUCAAACUCAGCUGAAACUCAGUUUUGCUGUGACAUUCCUGAGCCUGCUCCCAGCCUGUAUCAAGCUCACUGUCCAGCCUUCCCUGCGAGGGUUUAAAUUUGCCUUGGUCAGCUGUGCCUUGUCGUUUUUCCUCUUCUCCUUUCAAGUCCAUGAAAAAUCUAUUCUUCUCGUGGCAGUCCCGGUCUGCUUAAUCAUAAAUGAAAUCCCCUUUAUGGCCACGUGGUUUCUACUCGUGUCAACUUUCAGCCUGCUGCCGCUGCUGCUCAAGGACGGGCUGCUGCUGCCCUAUGCCGUGACCGCGCCCGCCUUCCUGGCCGUGUGCCUGGCCUCCUUCUCCAUCCUGGAGAAGACCUCUGCAGAGGACCUACAGCUCAAGGCUUUUUCCCUUUCCCUCAAGGGUUACGUGUCCUGGUUUAAGUCCCUUCCCAGGAUCCUCAGGAGCCUGUUCCUGCUCUCCCUGUCCCUGAUGGGAGUCCUGUCCGUGCUCGGAGCUGCGCUGCCUCCUCCCCAGCGCCUGCCCGACUUGUUCCCCGUGGUCGUGGCCGUGGUGUCCUGCCUGCACUUCCUGCUGUUCCUGCUGUAUUUUAAUGUUGUCAUACUCUGGGACUCCAGGAAUAGAGGGCAGAAGAAAAUCAGUUAAUGAAGCUGGAGCUGCAGGACUGAGUGCUCAGUGAGAGGUGCCAGCACUGCCGAGGAGCCUGUGUGUGAUGGACACAACUCCAGGAAAGCCAGGAAAAACCUUUUACUUAUUUAAACACAAAACAAUCAAAGACUGUUUUAAAGGAGAAAUAUUUUGAAGAGCAUUGGGAAUGGGAUUUGAUUUGUUUUCUUUGGAAGCGUCAUACUUUUGUUACCAUUUGUAAACCUAAAAUGCCUAAUAAAGGACCAAAUUUUGAA
Cinclus cinclus is the source of this 2541-nucleotide messenger RNA. It is a transcript of the gene ALG6, whose product is annotated as ALG6 alpha-1,3-glucosyltransferase. The record is from RefSeq and is a predicted model, not a curated record. Gene Ontology annotation, cellular component: endoplasmic reticulum membrane. Lineage: Eukaryota; Metazoa; Chordata; Aves; Passeriformes; Cinclidae. Gene Ontology annotation, biological process: protein N-linked glycosylation. The transcript is spliced from 14 exons. Gene Ontology annotation, molecular function: dolichyl pyrophosphate Man9GlcNAc2 alpha-1,3-glucosyltransferase activity. The coding region runs from base 695 to 2284 and encodes 529 amino acids.